Molecule: messenger RNA, 647 nt
Organism: Ochotona princeps (American pika)
Lineage: Eukaryota; Metazoa; Chordata; Mammalia; Lagomorpha; Ochotonidae
Gene: SPMIP1
Product: sperm microtubule inner protein 1
Exons: 2
Coding region: 50-580 (176 amino acids)
Source: RefSeq, a predicted model, not a curated record
CAGGCCUGUGCUUGCUGGCCAGUUCACCCUCCUGCCCUCACUCGCCGCCAUGGCUCGGCAGCUCAACAUGGACACGCUGCGGCAGGACUUCUGGAAGGAGGAUUACCUGAGGGAGAAAAUGCUGCGCUGCAAAUGGUACCGCAAGUACGGCUCGCUGGUGAAGGCCGAGCAGAAGGCCAAGGCCGCGGCCCGGCUACCCCUCAGACUGCCCACUCUCCACCCCAAGGCCCUACUCUCCCCGCCGCCUGCCCCCAGGGCAGUCCCUGUCACGACCCCCAGCCUUGUCGCAGAGGCCCCUCUGCAGUCAGAGAUGUACCCGGUGCUGCCCGCCACCCGGGCCCUGCUGUAUGAGGGCAUCUCCCACGACUUCCAGGGGCGCCACCGCUACCUCAGCACCCGGAAGCUAGACUUGCCAGAAACACGCUACCUCUUCCCCAUCACCACCAACUUCACCUACGGCUGGCAGCUAGGUCCCCCAGCCAAGCAAGAGGUGGUCUCCUGCAAAAUGUGCCGCAUCGAGUCGUUCUUCCGCAAGAACGGGGCCUUCGCACUGCUUGACCCCCGGGACCUGGCCCUCUGACCUUGCGCCAGACACCGGGUCUUAGGACAAGGGAGAAGGAAUAAGAGUCUCCAGCUGGGGAAGCUCC